This is a messenger RNA of Neolamprologus brichardi, 1296 nucleotides long. NCBI's taxonomy places the organism in Eukaryota, Metazoa, Chordata, Actinopteri, Cichliformes, Cichlidae. The record is from RefSeq and is a predicted model, not a curated record.
AUGAAGCCGACAGUGAGCGGCGCUGCAGAUCCUUCUUCCACAGCACCGGCAGACAACAACGCAGGCAGGAGGAGGAGGCAGCACCGGGCUCCCUCGCCGGCUACAGCCCAGGAGGGGGCAUUAAAGAUUGUUCCCAGACACCCGGGCAGCUCCAGGCCUCCUGAUCGUGCACGGAGAAGCGGGGAUCUUGGGUUGAGGGACAGCCUGAGCACCGCAGACAGAAGGGAGAGGGAGCCCGAGAGCCGCGGAGGCGCAGCUGUUCACCCGGAUGGUGCUGAAGCUGAGCUUGUCAGACCAAACAGGGCGGAUGCUGUCGAGGAAGAUCCGGCAGAUUUCCCAGUACCGACUCUAGGCUCUGCCUUAUCCCGCUUUAAAGGUGACUCCACACAGCCUUUGUUUUCCGGUAGAGCUUAUUCGCUGAGAGAAAAGGAGAGGAAGCCAGCUGAGAGAAGCGGACACGGGAAGAGAACCGACGUGUUCGCGGCCUGUGGAGCGGGCCUCGGUUUGGGUCUGUGGAAAGGGCGAUGCUUACAGGCUGAGCUGAUUCACUUCCACUUGCAGAAGAGACUCAAGAGGAGGGGAGCCAAGAUGCAAGCCAAAGCGGACAGCACUGGGACGUCGGAGACCGCCGUGGAAGAGCCGGAGCGGGCUGCAGAGGCGACAGAGGCGGGGUCCGUGACACAGCAGGACCAGGCCCUGGAGGAGGAGAUGGACAGGCUGCUGGAGGAAAACGAAGAUCUCAAGUGUGAGAUUGAAGAAAUGAGGGCCGAGAUGGACGAGAUGCGAGACACUUUCUAUGAAGAAGACACUUGCCAGCUCCAGGAAAUGAGGCGUGAGCUAGAGAGAGCCAAUUCUCAAAAGAGAAGAGGAAGCAAGGACGUCCAGAAGAGUGACAAGAAAGCAGCACAGACUCCCACUGAGGAGGACAAUGAGGACCUGAAGUGCCAGCUAGCUUUCAUCAAAGAGGAGGCUGUGCUUAUGAGGAAGAAAACUGCCAAGAUUGACAAGGAGAAGGACCGGCUAGAGCAAGAGCUGCAGAAAUACCGCUCGUUCUAUGGAGAACUUGACAGUACCCACCCAAAAGGGGAGGCUGGGGGGCCACCCACCACGCGUGAGUCAGAGCUGAAGCUACGCCUUCGGCUGGUGGAGGAGGAAGCCAACAUCCUCGGGAGAAAGAUAGUUGAGUUAGAGGUUGAGAACCGUGGCUUGAGGGCUGAGCUUGAUGACCUCCGUGGAGAAGGAGAGAGCGGUGGAGGCUCGGGUUGUGGAGCGACGGGUGGGCCGGGCGCAGGCCGA